Messenger RNA from Arabis nemorensis, 303 nucleotides. The record is from the annotation of a GenBank genome assembly. Lineage: Eukaryota; Viridiplantae; Streptophyta; Magnoliopsida; Brassicales; Brassicaceae.
AUGAUACGAAGAGUCUCCGCCACCUCAUGUCUCUCCUCCACAGCUUUGGGAUCAUUGAGGAAGAACAAGAAGUGGCCCUUUAAAUCUUGUCAAUUUCACGGUGAUUCCUCUGUCUCUCCCGUUCUCAUCCCCGGCGUCCACGUCUUCCAUUGUCCGGAUGUGGUUGGGAUUGUAGCCAAACUCUCAGAUUGCAUUGCUGCAAAAGGCGGAAACAUUCUUGGUUACGAUGUUUUUGUUCCUGAAAACAACAACAACGUCUUCUACUCUAGAAGGUAUCUUCAUUUCAAAAUCUCGCCGUUCUAA